AAAUCCUCAUUUAAAAGAAUAAAAAAAAAAAACAUACAUAAAUUAAUAAACAAGCUAUUUUUGAAAUUACAAAGGCAAACAACGAAUAUCAAAGUAAAGCAACUGUCAAAUAAUUUGAGUACUUGCAUAUGUGUGUGCGUGUGUAUGUACAUAUUCAAAUGACAGCUAAUUGUGUUAUCUUUUCAUUUUUUUCAUAAAUCUAUUAAUUUGAUGUGAAACAAUUUAUUUUACUACCUUUGACUAAUUCGUAAUAAAAUUCAGCAAUAAUUAUAUGUUCUUAAAGAAGUAGUAAUGAAUUCAUUUCAACGUGAUAGUGUGCAGUUCUUAAAGCCAGAUAACGAAGAAGAGUUAUUAGCCGGCUAUCAGAAUAUAAGGCAUACUAACCCUUCGGACGUCUCAGAUAAGAAAAAAGCUAAAAAUAAUAUUGUUUUCUGUAUCGAAAAAUAUCAAAUAACUAUACUAGCGACAGAAUUUGGUAUAGGGACUCUAGAGUUGCCUCAGUAUUUAGAAGAUUUGGGUUGGACACAAAAAGGUAAUAUAGCGGUAAUCGAUCACAAUAAUGAUGAAGCUCAAACUGAAAUGUUCACUGCUAACCCUUAUGAAAAUGCAGAUUUUCGCAAAAUCAAUUACAUUUCAAAUGAAAAAUUCUUAAAAGAACUUUUUUUGGAUCCUAUACUCACGAAUUAUGGUGUUAUAUUAGUGAACAAUGUUCACAGACGUCAUGUUUUGACGGAUACCGUUUUGGCUUUAUUGAAAAAGAUUGUUAGAAAACGUUCUACAUUGAAAAUUGUAUUGGUAUCGAAUACAAAAGAAGCUAAUUUUUUCGCCGACUAUUUUAAUACACACAAGCGCAACAAAAGCCAGCAACUUACUUGUGCUGUGCUAUCGAUCGAUGAUGUAGAUCAAAAGCAGUCUAUAUUUUAUCUACAAACUCCUUGCCCGGACUAUAUCAGCAAAUCGAUUGAUACUCUGAGGAAUAUUCAUCAGAAACAGCCAUUAGAUGGUGAUGUAUUAGUGUAUUUAGCUGAUGACGAUGAAAUUAAUCAAGCCAUAGAAUUGUUAAAAAAUUACAUCAACAUGGAUCACAUUAAAAAUGUCAAUUAUUUUAAGUUAUCGCAUGUUAAUGGAGAAAAACAGUCCGUAUUUUUUCCCAAACAAGCGGGUAAACGUAAUGUCAUAUUCACUAAGGACUUGCAUCAGGAUUCGGUAACUCAAGAUCGUAUUAGCUAUGUGAUCGAUUGCGGAUUUAUGCAGUUGAAUUGGUUUCAGGCUGAAAGUAAUAAGAGUCGUAAAAUAACUGUACCGGUAAGUAAAUUUGUGGCCGAAUUAAGAGCUAGUUGGAGAAAUAAAUAUAGGACUGCCAAAGUUUUUCGUCUUUAUACCAAAGAGGAUUUUAACAAUCUGCCAGAGAGAUCAGUUGCCAAAAUGCGUAGAACAGAUUUGUGUUCAGUUAUUUUGUAUUUAAAAACUUUAGCUGUGGAUAAUAUAUUACGCUUUGAUUUUCCUUCUCCUCCUCCAGCAAAAAAUGUACUUUCGGCAUUGGAAACUUUGUAUGCUUUAGGUGCCUUAGACGAUCAAGGUCAAUUAACUAAUCCCCUAGGCUUCUUCAUGGCCGAUGCACCCUUCUGUCCACGUUUAAGUAAAGCACUAUUUAAUUCCAUAGAAUUCCAGUGCUCCGAAGAGAUUCUAACAAUAGUUGCAAUGUUGCAAUUGGAAUCGGUAUUUAUAAUUACCACUAAUCAUAUGGCCGAUAGUCACAAACAGGUGGCCCGACGAGCAUUUGAAGCUGCUGAAGGAGAUCUAAUAACACUAUUAAAUGUCUACACGGCAUUUGUUGAAAACGAUAAAAGUAAGGAAUUUUGCCGGAAAUACUAUUUGAAUUAUCGCAGUUUAAUGCGUGCUCAUAAGCUGCGUAAUUAUUUUGCUAGUACUUUACUAAAUAAAUAUAAAAUGUCCCUGAUUUCAUGCCACGGAGAUGUUGAAAGAAUACUAAAAUGUAUCGCUUCUAGCUAUUUCAUGAACGUGGCUUAUCUACAUGCUUCUGGAGUCUACCGGGGAUUGCGUUGUAAAACUGAUCUCUAUAUAGAUCGAGAUUCGGCGAUUUAUAGUCUGUCUCAACCAAAAUAUUUGAUUUAUUGUAAUCUCUAUGAAAAUACAAAGACUUUUAUGAAUAAUGUAACAGUUAUUAAGGAAGAAUGGUUGUCUGAACUAGCUCCACACUAUUAUGAAACUAAAUAAUCCGGAAACUACCUACCUUUCUUUUCGCCGUUCAAAUAAAAGCUUUCAAUGAUAUUUUUUAGAA
This is a messenger RNA of Lucilia sericata (common green bottle fly), 2302 nucleotides long. It is a transcript of the gene Cpes, whose product is annotated as ceramide phosphoethanolamine synthase. Lineage: Eukaryota; Metazoa; Arthropoda; Insecta; Diptera; Calliphoridae. Bases 292 to 2238 code for a protein of 648 amino acids. The record is from RefSeq and is a predicted model, not a curated record. Gene Ontology annotation, cellular component: catalytic step 2 spliceosome; intracellular anatomical structure. Gene Ontology annotation, molecular function: RNA binding. The transcript is spliced from 6 exons.